AUGCCGUUCUUCAAACAGUUACGGCGCCGUUCUAAGGCCAAUUUCCAGAAGAAUCCUGCUCCGAGCGUGGAGGAGGUCUCCGGCAAAUCUUCCUCCACGAUCGACACCUCCAGCUCCAUCACUCCACCCUCAUCGAUCAAGCCCACCCUCUCAACACCCAGUCUGCCCGCCCUGAACGAAUCCGAACCAACCAAUACACUUGCGCCUCAGCGCCCCGGGCCCUUCAUCACCAAUUCACAGCGAAACAGUGUCAUCGGUAGCAGCGCAUCAUCCGUCAAUGGCGCGUAUCGGUCUCAGGUCUCAGUCUCACCUUACGCCCCGAAGAUAGUAUCGGUAUUGGACAAUGCGUGGGUCAAUCAGAAAGUCCUCCUCGUGUAUGGUCAAAUCGGCGACCCGCGACAACAUCCGCUGGACGGAAAUGUCACAGUCUACCACCACCAAGAUAACUUUCCGUCGCUCGGCUGGCCCGUCACGGCAUCUCAUUUCAAAGCCCUAGUACAUCUAGUCCCCGGUCCCAAUCGCCUCCGCUUCGACUUCGUCUCGCCGAAACUUUCGACCGGCAGUGCACACCCCGCCAUCCACUCGGCCUGGAUCUGCAUCAACUACCUUCCCCUGGUGAACACCCCGCCCCUGCAACUGGUAGUACUACUUGGGAAAGACUCCGACGGUACCUACGAUGCAGUGCCGGAACGGGCAGAGCGCGAAGGUAAUGGCCUGGACAUGGCGAUCCGCAAGUAUCGUAUGGCAGCCUACCUGUGGCAGGCCUUCACCGGGGAGCAAAUGUAUCGGAACAACUUCGGACGUCGCUGUUUCCGGUUCGAGGAAGAGUGGCAGUCAGGCAGUCUGAGCCGCCGUGACCUAACCCAGGCUCAUAUGCGCAACGAAGCCAAGAUCCACGUGGUGCGCUCGGAGAAGACGGUGGCCGAACUGCGGGGCCUCAAUAUUGCGCAGCAGAACGACAAGGCCGAAAGGAAAGACGAGCUUUUCAACAUCGCCAAGGAGGCCGUGCGCAACUACUUCCAGCCCCAACCCGGUCAAAAGCAAUACGUUUCCGUCCUUCUCCUCGAUUCACACUGGGACACCCAAUCGCAAUUGGUGACUGGCCAUGCGGCCUUGGGCUCCGCCGACGACGAUAUAAAGAUGGCAAUGUUUGGCUCUCACUGUCUCCAAAGCUACCCGUCGUGCCUUGAGGAAAUCGUGGACGCUUUCACUGACUGUACCCGAACGGACACCAACCAUGUCGCCAAUGACUGUGGAGAUGCAGGCUCUAACUGGGAAGCGGCCAACUUGGGUAUCGGUGCUCACCUCCACGAGGUCGGUCACCUCUUCGGAUGUCCUCAUCAGGAAUCGGGAGUUAUGCUCCGCGACUAUGUGCAACUGAACCGAACUUUCCUGACAAAAGAGCCCUUUUCUACGCGCACCAAGGCCCAGGGGUUGAAAGUAUGUUUGCCGAAUGACGAGUGCGGCUGGCAUCGCUUGGAUGCGCUGCGAUUCCGAUUCCAUCCCAGCUUCAAACUUCCAACCGACGCCACCCCAAAUUCGGACGACAGCGUUCAGGUCUGGCCCGUCGAGAGCGGCAAGAUAUUGUUCACCGCCGCUUCUGGGAUUGCGUUUAUGGAAUUGUAUGCGGAGGGAGACACCUUCUGCCACAAGUACAUUGAGUACCUCAACACCGAGUCGAGCCCCAACGGACUUCCACGGCAAGUAACCGUGACCGAAACCGAGCUUCGCCAACGUGUGUACGGUACCGAAAAAGAAAAGAAAAAGAACAUCAAAAACAUCAAGGUGGUCGUUGUUUCUGGAUCCCUGGGCAGCUACACCGUCGAGAACAUCGGUGAUCUGAAAUCAAAGAACGCACUUGUUAAACUGCCAAAAAACCAACCCGGGUACAAGAGUGGCCGAUUGGGAGACUCGGCAAUGGAAGGCAGCCAGCAGGAGCAGUUGCUGCUCGAUUGUGCUUCCACUAAACCGAAAUUGUUGACUUCAAUCAAAGUAUACCAUGGCUGUGCUCUAGAUGGCCUGGAGUUCUGCUACGAAGACGCGACUACCCAGCUAUUCGGCAAGCGAGGAGGGAAGCCAGGCGGCGAUGAGUUCAUUCUGGACACUCGACGCGGAGAAAUUCUGCUGGGCUUCUAUGUUCGGGCUGGUCAAUGGAUCGAUGGCAUCGAAAUCCUUACCAGCUUGGGCAGGAAAUCGGGAAUCUAUGGAAAUGCCUCUGGUGGCUCCGGACAUACCUUGAUCCCACCCUUGGGCUACAAAAUCGCCGGUAUUGCUGGCUCAUCUGCAUCGUGGGUGGACGGGUUCUCAUUGAUUAUACAUCACUGA
Molecule: messenger RNA, 2325 nt
Organism: Penicillium salamii
Lineage: Eukaryota; Fungi; Ascomycota; Eurotiomycetes; Eurotiales; Aspergillaceae
Source: the annotation of a GenBank genome assembly